This is a messenger RNA of Sipha flava (yellow sugarcane aphid), 3824 nucleotides long. RefSeq names its product ATP-dependent RNA helicase DHX8 (gene pea). Gene Ontology annotation, biological process: spliceosomal complex disassembly; mRNA splicing, via spliceosome. The record is from RefSeq and is a predicted model, not a curated record. Bases 95 to 3757 code for a protein of 1220 amino acids. NCBI's taxonomy places the organism in Eukaryota, Metazoa, Arthropoda, Insecta, Hemiptera, Aphididae. Gene Ontology annotation, molecular function: RNA helicase activity; RNA binding; ATP binding. Gene Ontology annotation, cellular component: intracellular anatomical structure; catalytic step 2 spliceosome. The transcript is spliced from 18 exons.
UCGUUUCUAUUCGGUAUUUGUUCAAACCGCUUAAAUUUUAUUUUAAUUAAUUUUUUAAUAUAGAUACUCUGUUUUUUAUUUUUUGUAUUAGAAUAUGGAAGAAUUACCUAAAUUAGAACAUUUGUCAUUAGUUUCAAAAAUAUGUACAGAAUUAGAAAACCAUUUGGGUCUUAAUGACAAGGAUUUAGCUGAAUUUAUAAUUGAUUUGGCUUACAAAAACGAUACAUUAGAAACAUUCAAGAAAGCUUUACUGAAUAAUGGAGCUGAAUUUUCAGAUUCAUUUAUUGCCAAUCUAUUACGUAUUAUACAGCACAUGCAACCGAAAACAUCAAAACAAUCUGGGAAAAAAUCAAAUGAAAAUUUAAACAAUACCGACACACUAGCAUGUAAAUUUCCUGGUUUAGCUAUACCAAAUGAAACUGUUGUAAAUGAUCCUAUUAGUGAAGUCAUGGCUGAAUUAGAAUCGUUUGCACCAGCUUAUAACUCAAACUCUGAAAACCUACCUCAUGAGUCAAAGCCUUCAGAUAAUAAACGUCUAUCAAGAAGUCGAUCUAAGAGUCAUGAUCGAAAACAUAAACGACGCAGUUCUAAAAAUAGAAGUAGAAGUCGAGAUAAACAUCGUAGGGAUAGAAGUCGUGAUAAACGUAGAGAUAGAAGUAGAGAUCGUCAUAGAGAUAGAAGUAGAGAAAGGUAUAAUGAUCGAAGUAACAAUCGUAAUAGAAAUCAAGAUAGAAGUAAAGAAAGGCGAAGGGAUCGAAGUAAUGAUCGUCAUAGAAAUCGAGAUAAAUAUGAUCAUCGUAAUUCUAGAAGAAGUAGAAGCAAAGAUGGAUCAAAAAAAGAAAGACAUGAAAAAGAAAUUGAAUCAAAGAGCAAAUUUCCUGAGUUGGGAAAAGUUUAUCCUGGCAAAGUUUUAAAUAUUGUUGACUUUGGAUGUUUUGUACAACUAGAUACAUUCAGGCAAUCCCAAGGUCUUGUACACAUAUCACAAUUGCGUCAAAAAGGAAGAGUAACUUCUGUGAGUGAUGUAGUUUCUAGAGGUGAUAGAGUUAUGGUUAAAGUCUUAGCUAUAAGUGGUAACCAGAAAAUAUCAUUAUCUAUGAAAGAUGUUGAUCAAGAAACUGGAGAAGACUUAAAUCCCAUGAUACAGCCAGGCGAUUUAGAUGAUGAUGAUGAUAUGGGUGGCCGUAACCCUGAUAGACCUACUUCUUUACUAGACCUUCAAACAGUCACUGAUGCUGAUGAAAUGACAAACUUAAAACGUAUGAACAAAAUAUCAUCUCCAGAGCGUUGGGAAAUAAAACAAAUGUUAUCGGCUAAUUGUAUUGACAAAAGUGAAUUGCCUGAUUUUGAUGAGGAAACCGGUAUUUUACCUAAAGAUAAUACUGAGGAAGAACAAGAUAUUGAAAUUGAAAUUGUUGAAGAUGAACCUCCAUUUUUACAUGGUCAUGGUAGAAAUCUUCAUGAUCUCAGUCCUGUCCGUAUUGUAAAAAAUCCAGAUGGCUCUCUUGCACAAGCUGCUAUGAUGCAAAGUGCAUUAUCCAAAGAACGACGAGAACAUAAAAUGCUACAGCGUGAACAAGAAAUGGACUCUGUUCCUAAAAAUGUCACUAAGAACUGGAUAGACCCUCUACCAGAUAAUGAAAGUCGACAAUUAGCUUCAAAUAUGCGUGGAAUCGGUCUGACUGCCCAAGAUGUACCUGAAUGGAAAAAACAUGUUAUUGGAGGUAAAAAAAGUUCAUUUGGAAUGAAGACUAACUUGACCCUUUUGGAACAAAGACAAAGUUUGCCGAUAUACAAACUCAAAGAUGAACUCAUUAAAGCUGUAACUGAUAACCAAAUUCUUAUUGUCAUCGGAGAAACCGGUUCAGGAAAAACUACUCAAAUUACUCAAUAUUUAGCUGAAGCUGGGUUUACUUCAAGAGGUAAGAUUGGGUGUACUCAACCUAGGAGAGUGGCAGCUAUGUCAGUGGCUAAGAGGGUAGCUGAAGAAUUUGGGUGCAGAUUAGGCCAAGAAGUUGGUUACACUAUUCGUUUUGAAGAUUGUACAAGUCCAGAAACCGCAAUCAAAUACAUGACAGACGGUAUGUUGUUGCGUGAAUGUCUAGUUGAUUUUGAUCUUAAAAACUAUUCAGUUAUCAUGUUGGAUGAAGCUCACGAAAGGACAAUAAAUACUGAUGUUCUAUUUGGAUUAUUAAAACAAGCAGUUACUAAAAGGAAAGAAUUAAAACUCAUUGUAACAUCUGCCACUUUGGAUGCUGUGAAAUUUUCUCAAUACUUUUUUGAAGCACCCAUAUUCACUAUUCCUGGACGUACAUUCCCUGUAGAAGUAUUAUACACUAAAGAACCUGAGACGGACUAUCUUGAUGCAUCACUUAUCACAAUUAUGCAAAUACAUUUAAGAGAACCCCCGGGUGAUGUAUUGCUUUUCUUGACCGGUCAAGAAGAAAUUGAUACAGCUUGUGAAAUUUUGUAUGAGAGAAUGAAAUCAUUAGGUCCAGAUAUACCAGAGUUGAUUAUUUUACCUGUAUAUUCAGCUUUACCCAGUGAAAUGCAAACAAGAAUUUUUGAAGCUGCCCCUCCUGGAUCAAGAAAAGUUGUAAUUGCUACGAAUAUUGCUGAGACUUCUUUGACCAUUGAUGGCAUUUAUUAUGUUGUAGACCCUGGAUUUGUAAAACAAAAAGUUUAUAACUCGAAAACUGGGAUGGACUCGUUAGUCGUCACACCAAUUUCCCAAGCUCAAGCCAAACAAAGAGCUGGACGUGCUGGUCGUACUGGACCUGGUAAAUGUUAUAGACUUUACACUGAGAGAGCAUAUCGAGAUGAAAUGUUACCCACACCUGUGCCCGAAAUACAACGUACAAACUUAGCAACAACAGUACUUCAAUUGAAAACUAUGGGCAUAAAUGAUUUACUUCAUUUUGAUUUUAUGGAUGCCCCACCUGUUGAAAGUUUAAUUAUGGCCUUAGAAUCAUUGCAUUCUUUGAGUGCUUUAGAUGAUGAAGGUUUACUUACUAGAUUGGGAAGACGAAUGGCAGAAUUUCCAUUGGAACCUAACCUUUCAAAAAUGUUGAUAAUGUCUGUUCAUCUUCAAUGUUCAGAAGAAAUAUUAACUAUUGUGUCCAUGCUUUCUGUUCAAAAUGUCUUCUACAGACCUAAGGACAAACAAGCUUUGGCUGAUCAGAAAAAAGCCAAAUUUAAUCAAGUUGAAGGUGAUCAUUUAACACUUCUAGCAGUGUAUAACUCGUGGAAAAACAAUAAAUUCAGCAAUGCUUGGUGUUAUGAAAACUUUGUUCAAAUACGUACACUAAAACGUGCCCAAGAUGUCCGUAAACAAUUACUUGGCAUUAUGGACAGACAUAAGCUAGAUGUUGUAUCUGCAGGUAAAAACACGGCUCGUAUUCAAAAAGCCAUUUGCUCAGGAUUUUUCCGAAACGCAUCUAAAAAAGAUCCUCAAGAAGGUUACCGUACUCUUGUUGACGGUCAGGCUGUAUACAUACAUCCUAGCAGUGCAUUGUUUAACAGGCAACCUGAAUGGGUAAUGUACCAUGAACUGGUUCAAACAACAAAGGAAUACAUGCGUGAAGUUACAACAAUUGAUCCUAGGUGGCUGGUCGAAUUUGCACCUGCAUUUUUCAAGUUCUCCGAUCCAACAAAAUUGAGCAAAUUCAAAAAGAACCAACGUUUGGAACCACUUUAUAACAAAUACGAAGAACCAAAUUCUUGGAGAAUUUCUAGAGUUCGAAGAAGAAGAAACUAAAAAUGUUUUAUUUACUCUUCUUUAUUUGACUAAAUUAUUUGUAAUGUACAAAUAUUUCAUACAUAAA